AUGUCACGACACACAAGCUUGCGCCGUACCUGGGACAAACAAGAAUACGAACAGCGUGCACGAGAUCGUGCUCGUCGUGAACAACAGCUAGAAGAGAAGGAAGAGCGAAAACGUAAAGGUCUAAAACCUAAACCAGCUGACGAUAUUUUGGAUGAAGAGGGACCUCGUGAUUUGCUCACGGCGCGCACAGAGAAAGUUGUGCUCGAUGCUAACUUGAAUAGGACCCAGUUGAUUCAAAGCACUAGUAUUGCCUCGAAAAUACCAGGAUAUUAUUACCUACAAAAUGGUGUACAAGCGAAAUAUCUUUCUGAACAGAGCAUUGCUCAGUUAGAAAUAAAUCAUAGUGAUCUUAUAUACAUAACUUUUGAAGAUGGAGCGAAAUCAGGUACUUCAGCAGUUUCCGCUGGUAAACAGCCAGCAUUAACAGUAGGAUCAUUUAAGCCAACAACAAAUAUCAAUUCAUCAUCAACAUUGAAUAUAAAACAAGAAGUUGUGGAUGAUUAUUUAGAGAAACAGUCUGGCUUAUUAAGCGAGGAU
This is a messenger RNA of Ambispora gerdemannii, 537 nucleotides long. NCBI's taxonomy places the organism in Eukaryota, Fungi, Glomeromycota, Glomeromycetes, Archaeosporales, Ambisporaceae. The record is from the annotation of a GenBank genome assembly.